GACACUCAAGCAACCCACGACACAAAAGUAAGCCAAGUACCCCAGUCACGCCAAGUGACUGAAGUAGGCCAAGACACAAAAGUAAGCCAAGACACUCAAGCACGCCAAAUAACUGAAGUAGGCCAAGACAUUUAAGUAAGCCAAGACACUCAAGCACGUCAAAUAACUAAAGUAGGCCAAGACACUCAAGUACGCCAAGUGACUGAAGUAGGCCAAGACACAAAAGUAAGCCAAGACACUCAAGCACGCCAAAUAACUGAAGUAGGCCAAGACAUUUAAGUAAGCCAAGACACUCAAGCACGCCAAAUAACUAAAGUAGGCCAAGACACUCAAGUACGCCAAGUAACUGAAGUAGGCCAAGACAUUUAAGUAAGCCAAGACGCUCAAGUAAUUGAAGUAGGUAGGCCAAGACACUCGCGCAAUACAAGACAAACAAGUAAGCCAAAUACCUCAACCACGUCAAGUAACUGAAGUAGGCCAAGACACUCAAGUGCGCCAAGUAAAUGAAGUAGACCAAGACACUCAGGCACGCCAAGUAAGACACAAAAGUAAGCCAAAUACCUCAAGCACGCCAAGUUACUGGAGUAGGCCAAGACACAAAAGUAGGCCAAGACACUCAAGCACGCCAAGUAACUGAAGUAAGCAAAGUACCUCAAGUACGCCAAGUAACUAAAGUUGGCCAAGACACUCAAGUACGCCAAGUUACUGAAGUAGGCCAAGACACUCAAGCACGCCAAGUUACUGAAGUAAGCCAAGACACUCAAGUACGGCAAGUUACUGAAGUAGGCCAACACACUCAAGUAGGCCAAGUAACUAAAGUAGGCCAAGACACUCAAGCACGCCAAGUUACUGAAGUAAGCCAAGACACUCAAGUACGGCAAGUUACUGAAGUAGGCCAAGACACUCAAGCACGCCAAAUUACUGAAGUAGGCCAAGACACUCAAGUACGGCAAGUUACUGAUGUAGGCCAAGACACUCAAGUACGCCAAGUAACUAAAGUAGGCCAAGACACUCAAGCAAGCCAAGUUACUGAAGUAGGCCAACACACUCAAGUACGCCAAGUAACUAAAGUAGGCCAAGACACUCAAGUACGCCAAGUAACUAAAUUAGGCCAAGACACUCAAGUACGCCAAGUUACUGAAGUAGGCCAAGACACUCAAGCACGCCAAGUUACUGAAGUAGGCCAAGACACUCAAGUACGCCAAGUUACUGAAGCAUGAAGUAGCAGAAGUAGGCCAAGACACUCAAGUACGCCAAGUAACUAAAGUUGGCCAAGACACUCAAGCACGCCAAGUUACUGAAGUAAGCAAAGUACCUAAAGUACGC
This is a messenger RNA of Porites lobata, 1326 nucleotides long. The record is from the annotation of a GenBank genome assembly. NCBI's taxonomy places the organism in Eukaryota, Metazoa, Cnidaria, Anthozoa, Scleractinia, Poritidae.